AUGGACAUAAAACUAAAAAAUUCUGAAUUCUGGUACAGUCUCCAUGGCCAGGUCCCAGGGCUGCUGGACUGGGACAUGGGGAAUGAGUUCUUCUUGCCCUGCACCACAGACCAGUGCCACUUAGCUGAGCAGAACCUUGCCAAAUAUAGACUCCGAGUAAUGGAACCCCCAAAUAUGUCUCAAGACAGCAGACCCAGUUUGGACAAAGAUGGUCCUGACUCUGAACCUAACCUGUGGAUGUGGGUAAAUCCCAACAUCACAUGCCCCCUUGGCAGCCAGGAGACCCUAAAGCCUAGUAAGGAAAAGGAUGUGACAAGCAUGUUUCCUUACCCUCAGCCACUCCCAAAGGAAGAAAAGUCUAACUACUCAAAGGCUGCAGUGAUGGAGUCACUGCCAACUUCCUCCAGCAAGAAAUCUUCCCCACAGAAGUGGUUCACUUAUUCCCCAGGUGACUGGGAGUUCACAGAAGAAAAAACUGAGGAACAAGAUGACAAAUGCUCUGUGUCUCUUCAAUCUCCUAACAAAGGGGAGUGCUUCCAGAACCAGAAGUUAUGGCAAGGCAACAGCCAGGAGAGGAGGUCCUGGCCCCGCCCUCCCCUCAAUUACAGUCACCUAAUAGCCCUGGCAUUAAGAAACAGCCCCCCCUGUGGCCUCAAUGUGCAAGAGAUUUACAAUUUCACCCGACACCAUUUCCCUUUUUUUUGGACAGCUCCAAAUGGCUGGAAAAACACCAUCCGCCACAACCUCUGUUUCCUGAGCAGCUUUGAGAAGGCACCAGUCAACCUUCAGAAUGGAACCAAUGCAAAGCCACGGUCUUGCCUCUGGCGGCUUACUGAGGAGGGACAUCGUCGUUUUCAGGAAGAAACUCGUGCCUUAGCCUAUGCUCGGAGGGAAAGCAUCCAACAGUGCAUGAGCCAGCCAGAUGUGAUUACUUCCCUCUUUGGCCUUUGAACUACCACUUCUCCCUUUUUGGAACACUGCCCUCCUUACUGUGUCCACCAUUGUUGUGAUUGGCCUUCAUUAAUCCCUAAGCCUACCCUACCUGGUAGGUGACAAGACUGUUUAACUGCAGCUACAGGAAUAGUAUCAAAUAAACUGAGAGGUGGGUACACAGGAAGCAGAGCUUAAAUCCAGGUGGAGAAUAAUGGAAAGUUGCAUGAGGACAUUGGCAGUUGUUAUACAUUUCAAGCAGAAGCAGGAAAUCUUAGGAAUAAUAGCAUGGAAGUUAAGAAGAGAGGACAUAUUUCACAAGAAAAGAAAAGGAAUUCUGUUUACUGGAGUGUAUACUCACAUAUAAAUGCAAAUAGUGGAGUACAAAACAUAAAAUGUAAGAUUGAACCAGGCCUUGAAGAGCCUCAAAUGUCAUGUGAAGGUAUCUGUGCAUAAAAAGAAAUAGACAUGGGGUUUGAAGCCUAGAGGUUCAAGUAUCUCUCUUUCACCAUUCAUCAGAUAUAUCUCUUUUUUUAAUGACUGAUGUUAUCCUUCCGGGCUUCACUUUUCUCUUCCUGACCCUGGACUUCUCAGCCUUGUUCAGUUACCAACCAAUUCCAGUACUGACAAAUAAUUCCAAGCAGUACUUGUAAUUUGUACAUUGAAAGCCCUUGAAUUGAG
Mustela lutreola (European mink) is the source of this 1611-nucleotide messenger RNA. It is a transcript of the gene FOXR2, whose product is annotated as forkhead box R2. Lineage: Eukaryota; Metazoa; Chordata; Mammalia; Carnivora; Mustelidae. Gene Ontology annotation, molecular function: DNA-binding transcription factor activity; sequence-specific double-stranded DNA binding. The transcript has a single exon. The record is from RefSeq and is a predicted model, not a curated record. Gene Ontology annotation, cellular component: nucleus. Bases 1 to 951 code for a protein of 316 amino acids. Gene Ontology annotation, biological process: regulation of DNA-templated transcription.